AUGAGCGACGUCCUUGCCUACCUAAUGGCAGAGGAAAUUUCUUCAUCCCUGAAUGUAGCUGUCAGUAUCCUGAGCAAAGGAAGAGGGGCCGAUUACUGGAAAUCUCAGCCAAAAAAAUUCUGCGAUUACUGCAAGUGCUGGAUAGCAGACAACAGACCUAGCAUUGAGUUUCAUGAAAGAGGAAAGAAUCAUAAAGAAAAUGUGGCAAAAAGAAUUAGUGAGAUUAAAAAGAAAAGCUUGGACAAAGCAAAAGAAGAAGAAAACAUGUCAAAAGAAUUUGCAGCAAUGGAGGAGGCUGCAAUGAAAGCAUAUCAAGAGGAUUUGAAAAGGCUUGGAAUUAAGCCAGAUGAUGUAGGUCCCAGUUCGACACAGAGUAAAACACAGAGUACCACAGUGGAAACUAAAGGAAAGCAAGAAAAGAAAGAAAAGAAAGAGAAGAAGGAAAAGAAGGAAAAGAAAGAAAAGAAGAAAAAGACACCUCAGGACACCUCAAUGCCGCCAAAAAUUGAAACAAAGGAGUGGGUGCAAGGAUUUUCUCCCGAAGGCUAUACAUAUUACUACAACACAAAAACAGGAGAAUCACAGUGGGAGAAACCUAAAGGAUUCCAAGGCAACUCUCAAAACUCACAAACGGCAGCAGAGUGGGUAGAAGGUGUCACUGAAGAUGGUCAUACCUAUUACUAUAACACACAAACAGGAGUAUCCACGUGGGAGAAACCGGAUGGUUUUGUUUCAUCUUCAAAUAAGAGUCAACGUGAGAAGCAUUCUGAAGAGCUUGCAGAAACAGAUUCCAAAGCGUCUGAAUCAGACUCGGAAGAUAGUGAAAAUGAAGCACGGAGUUCAGAAACAAAGUUUAAGAGGAAAGGAGGUAAUGGUGAAGAAUCAGAGGAAGGGAAAAAAUCUCCCAAAGCUAAAAAGUUAAGUCCUUACGGGAAAUGGAGAGAAGUUAAGCCAGAAGAAACUGUUGAUAAAGAGGGGAGUACGUCAGCUUCCCAAGAAACCUCCAGUGAUGCACCUAACAAGACCAACCCGUACGGAAAAUGGAAAGCAAUUAAGGAAGAAGAAGAAGAAGAAGGAGGAGAGGAAGAACCAUGUGAAAAAGUGGACCUGGAGCUUCCUAGUACAGAGAGUGACAAUCUACCACCUCCAGUGCUAGAGGUUCCAGAAGAUGCGACACUGAUAUUUAAAGAGAAGACAGUCACCUCCCUUGGAGACCUGACAGAAGGGGUGCCAACAUUUAAAAAGAGGAAAUUUGAAAAUGGGAAAUCUAGAAACUUAAGACAAAGACUAAGUGAUCAGUAAUACUUAACAAAUAAUUUUAGAUUCUGUUUAAGCUAGAGUGAAUCAAAAGUUUAAUAUUUUAAACAGGCUUUUAUAAAGAAAAUGUUGGAUAGAAAUUAAGGAUUUAUAGGUAUUAAAACAUAUGUGAGUUGUAAUAUUUUUUUAUUUUAUUUUGAUGUGAUUGAUUUUGGAAUGGAAGUUUGUGUUAUAUUACUUAUGCAAUAUUGUAAAUACAUUUGGGUUUUAUUUUAACCAUGCCAUCUAAGUUCAAUUUGCUCUAUGUAUGCUGUUUUAAAUACAUUGUGUAAGGUUUUUUACUCCUUUUCUAAGUACGGGAGAAUGUAGUAAUCCUUAAUCUGGCAAAAAUGAUGCAGACCUUUUAUUUUUACAGAGGAACUGAAUCAAUGGCAUGUACUAGAGAGUAAAAUCAUCCCCCAAGAUUGUUUUAUGUGGAGUAGUUUCCCAACUAAUGAGUAAAAAGAUUGUGCUUACUAACCUUUGGCUAAUCGCUUGCAAAAGAGUAGGUGGUGAGAGUGCCAACAUUUCAAAUAGAUCAUCUGAAAGCUGUUUUUAGAGGAGUUAGUCACAUCAGUGCCACUCAUUUCAAAUAAUGUUCUGAAAGAAAUUAUUUGUGUACAUGCAUGAUAAAUGUAGUAAACCUCUGCAGAAGAUUUAAACCUGUUGAAUCUUAACUUUUAGUAACAGCAUCAGAGCCACCCCCUGUAGGACUAGAUAUUUCUGUGGUGUCUUCCUGUUGUAUUUUGCUUUACUAUUGUCUCUACUUGAAUUCUGCUUCCUUUUUACACAUCAAGUUUUCUU
Molecule: messenger RNA, 2100 nt
Organism: Aptenodytes forsteri (emperor penguin)
Lineage: Eukaryota; Metazoa; Chordata; Aves; Sphenisciformes; Spheniscidae
Gene: WBP4
Product: WW domain binding protein 4
Exons: 10
Coding region: 1-1302 (433 amino acids)
Biological process (GO): mRNA splicing, via spliceosome
Cellular component (GO): precatalytic spliceosome; nucleus
Molecular function (GO): protein binding; RNA binding; zinc ion binding
Source: RefSeq, a predicted model, not a curated record